AGAACAUUGCCUUUGCGGUUUCCUGUUGGCGGAUGUGGGUGACUCUCACAGGUGUGCCCCAGAGCUCACCGAUGCAGUGACACACACCUGGGCUAAUCAUGUGAUCCCGUGCCUCGGGGUGGAGUACAGAGACAGAGAAUAAGUCUUUCGCAUUCUUUUUUUCUUUAAAGCAUCGCCCCCAGUCGAGGUUCCUAGAGGGAUGUUAUGCUGAGCCGUUUCAAAGGGAUUUGCUCUGUCUUUUAUUUUGCUGUGCUUGGUCUGCGAAAGCGGAGCAUGUAAACUUUGUUCCCGGAAUAGUUUUUCAGUUGAGUUCCAUCGAGGGGACCGCGGAUUAGCUAACGUUUACACUUCCCAGUAUUUUGGUGCUGCGCAGAGUGGCUGCUGCCUCCAUGUUCCAGUAAUCUUUUAGACUGCUGGAAGAGGAAUGCCCCGGAGAGAAAUGGCAGCCUGGCCCCUGACUCUCUGUCUGCUGCUGUGUCUCUGUUCUGGUAGCCUGGCGUCAAAAUCAUACAGGCACUUCUCCAGCAACACUGAAAUCAACAACGUGGUGCAGGAUCCUGGGACUGGCCGGGUGUACGUGGGUGCUGUCAACACCAUCUACCAGUUAGACAACUUGCUUCAAAAGCAGGACAGCAGAGAAACGGGCCCCAAAAAAGAUAACCAGGCGUGUACCCCCCCCAAAUUUAUCGGGUGCAUAACCAAGCUGACAAGCAACAGUAACAAGCUUCUGCUGGUGAAUCGGGCCAACGGCACCCUGGUGGUGUGCGGGAGCCUCUUCAGAGGAAUCUGCUCCUUGCUGUCCCUGGAGAAUGUCUCGAAGGUGGAGUACUACAGCGACUCUAAGGGAGAGAAGACCUAUGUGGUCAGCACUGAGGACAAGGUGUCUGUGGUGGGAGUGUUGACCGUUGUGCAGAGACACAACAGGAACACAAGUGUAUUUCUUGUGGGGAAGGGGUACGGUGCCUUCGAUACCCCCAAGCUCAUCACCACGCGGCUGCUUCAGGAGUCCGAGGGGGUGGACUUAUUCGAGAGCUACGACGAGUCCUCGGUGUGGCAGGCCAGCGCUUACACCAACCUGUUCCGGCACAUCUUCCGAUUGGCCUUCCAGCAUGUAAAUUUUACCUACUUCCUCUUCUCCCGCACAAACGCCAGGAACGAAAUGGGGAAUUACACCUUCAUCUCCCGGGUGUGCCAGAAAGACACCCACUACUACUCCUACAUGGAGCUCCAGCUGAACUGCAGCCAGGGCGGGGGGCAGCAGUACAGCAAGGUGCAGGCGGCGUUUGUUGCUUUCCCAGGGGAGCGCCUGGCAAGGAGUAUGAGUGCGUCUGGGCGCUAUGGGAGGGUGACCACCGAGGACAAGGUGCUGUUCGUGGUGUUCGGUACAGACAGUCAAACUGAUCAGAGCCAAGCCUCGGCCCUCUGCAUGUACUCUCUAAAGGAGAUCAACGAGAGACUACGAGAAAUCCAGGAUGCUUGUUACACUGGGUUUGGGUACAUUGGUGAGAAGCAGGCUGUCUACACACCAUACUCUACUGUUUCAAAUGGGAUCUGGCCAAAAAACUGCGAACAGAAGACAGGAGGGGACUAUCCGUGUGGAGAAGACUUUCUUCCCUCUCCCCUUGCGAGCAUGCCUGAUUUUGGGAUUUCGGCUGAGGCAGUCAUAACCUACGAGGAGCACCUGAGUGCAGUGGCUGUGGCAGUGGAGAAUGAGCACACCAUCGCCUUCCUGGGAACAGCCAGAGGCUGGAUCUACAAGGUGCAUCUCAAUGGCUCGGCUGAACAAUAUGAGAAGAUGAUGGUGGGGAACACCAGGGUGAACAAAAACCUGUUUUUUGAUGUAGGUCAGGAUCACAUUUACGUCACGACUGAGAAGGAGGUAACUCGUGUCCCAGUGCAGGAGUGCCACUGGAGAAGCAGCUGCCAGACCUGUGUGGCAGCGAGAGACCCGUACUGUGGCUGGUGUGUGGCUGAGGGAAAGUGCACCAGGAAGUCAGCCUGCCCCAGGGCUGUGGAGGACAACCACUGGAUCUGGAGCCCCGGCCAGGAGUGUGUCCACAUCUCCAGCUACUCUCCAGAGAACAUGAGCAGCAUGCAGCCGUCACGCCCAAGGGUCAGUAUGACUUUGGUGCCUUUCCCGGACAUUACAGAGAGCGAUCAGCUGGAGUGUGAUUUCGGAGGCUCUAAGAGUCAGGCUGUGAUUGAACUGGGCAAGUCUAUAACCUGCUCUCCUCCAGAGAUCAUCAAUAUCCCCCAAACACCUGAAUCACAAGAUUUCGUUGCAGUGAGGGUAAAGUUGACCUUUAAGGAUUCCCGCGUGGAGCUGGCUGUCGGACAGUACCACUUCUACAACUGCAGUGCGGCCGCAAAGAUGCUCACCAACAAGCCGUGCGCCUCGUGUGUGACCAGCAAGUGGCGCUGUCAGUGGAACAUCAAGGCUCACCAGUGCAGCGACAAUGACGCAUCGACUUGGGACGUGUACGUCAUAAAGCACGCACAGCCAAUGAGCUGUCCGCGGUUUGAAAGCCCCUCCGAGCCUCUGAUCUCGGUGGGUUUAAGGACCAGCAUUACCUUCACUGGGAGGAAUCUGGAUUUCUAUAAGGGCAGAACGUUCAAGAUGGGCACUGAACUGAUGGGCUCUACGGAGGUGGAGGUUGUAUUAAAAGAGGAUCAAACCUACUCGUUUGAGGGUUAUGAGUUCUCCUACGAUAAAGGGCAGACGAGGGAUCUCCUCUUCUAUGUGAAAGAAGACAAUAAGAAGAUCGACAGCAAUCUGACUGUCACUUUGUAUAACUGUUCGUUCGGACGAGAGGACUGCAGCCUGUGUAAAGCCGCGGAUCCGAAGUAUAGCUGUGUCUGGUGCAGUCACCCCAAGUCCUGCCUCUACAGCACAACCUGUCCAAAGGAGGAGGCUCUGUGUCCAACACCAAAGAUCCUGGAUAUUGUGCCCCGUAACGGUCCACUGGAGGGAGGCAUCUCUCUGACCAUCAAAGGGUCCAACAUGGGAAUCAAGAAGGAGGACAUAUUGAAAAUCACUGUGGCGGACGUCUCCUGCCAACACGAGGAAGACAGAUACUCUGUGUCCACGAGUGUUGUCUGUGAACUCAAGGCAGUCACCAAUAUGAAACAAGGGAGUGUGAUGGUGGUGAUGGCGAAUGGAUUUAAGGGGGUCUCUGAUGUGGAGUUUGCUUACAGGGAGCCUGAACCCCAGAGCGUGACUCCGAAGAAGGGGCCACGAGCCGGCGGGACCAGCAUCACAAUCACAGGGUUCGAUUUGAACAUCGCAACCAGAGAGGACCUGCGCAUUCAGAUAGCAGGAGCUGAAUGCACUGUGUUGAAGUUUGACAGUGAAAUUGUGUGCAGGACAGGAAAACUCCCUCCUAGUUCAGCGAUUGGGCUCCAUGAUGUGGUGAUGAAGUAUGGAAAGCGCACGACGAAGUAUGUGUCUGGAUUUGAGUUCUGUGAAGACCCCACAGUCAUUAACCAUUCCCCUGAUGCCAGCUUUAUGAGUGGGGGGAGACUCAUCUCUGUGACAGGAACUGGAUUCGCAGUGAUACAGAAAGCCUCCAUAAGAGUUGUUGUCACACCUGAACCUUCAGUCAGUAACACCGACACGGCUCCAGCACGCAAAGAGAUGAUGGAGGUGAUGGCAGAGAUAAAGAAUGAGACGGCACUUCAGUUCCUCUCCCCAGUGAUCCCAGAGAUGUUUCAUAACCACUCCUUCCACUCCUUCAGCAUUGUGAUUGUCCUGGACAACGUGGAGAAGACCCUGCAGACCUUCAAGUACUACCCAGACCCCACCUUCAACAAGAACGAGAACGGCAUCAUCCCCUUUGAAACACUCCUAACCGUCAAGGGCGAACACUUCACUGAUGCAAUGACUAUGCAGGAGGCACAGGCCUACGUUGGAGACGGAGAGUGCACUAUCGAAAUAUUCAGAGACAACUUGCUACUCUGUAAACCACCUGCAACUAAACCCCAAGUCCUCUCCAAGAGAUUCAAGAGGGAAGCUGACGCCAGCAUGCCUGAGUUCUUGGUAAAGUUUGGUGGAGGAAGGUGGGUGCUGGGCAAGGUGAAUUACGACUCCUCUACGAACAUGCUGCCCCUGCACAUCAUCUUGCCUGUGGUGCUAAUCCCCAUGGUGGCUAUCAUCGGCAUCUCUGUGUACUGCUACAGGCGGCAGAGCCAGCAGGCAGAGCGGGACUAUGAGAAGGUGAGGCAUCAGCUGGAGAACCUGGAGGAGAGCGUGAGGGACCGCUGCAAGAAAGAGUUCACAGACUUGAUGAUUGAAAUGGAGGACCACACCAGUGAUCUGAAUGAGGUGGGGAUUCCCUUCCUGGACUAUAAGACCUACACAGACCGGGUCUUCUUCCUGCCCUCCAAGGAUGGGAUGAACGACGUGAUGAUCACGGGGAAGCUGGACAUCCCCGCGGGCCGCGAGCAGACCAUGACCCUGGCGCUCAAUCAGUUCUCCAACCUGCUCAACAGCAAGCCCUUCCUCAUCAAUUUCAUUCGCACGCUGGAGAGUCAGCGUGAUUUCAACGCCCGUGCCAAAGUCUACUUUGCUUCCCUGCUCACUGUCGCCCUCCAUGGCAAGCUGGAGUAUUACACUGACAUCAUGAACACCUUGCUGCUGCAGCUCAUGGAUCAGUACGUGGCCAAGAACCCCAAGCUGAUGCUGCGUCGGUCUGAGACAGUGGUGGAGAGAAUGCUUUGCAACUGGAUGUCCAUCUGCCUGUACCAGUUCCUAAAGGACUCUGCUGGGGAGCCGCUCUACAAGCUGUUCAAGGCCAUCAAGCACCAGGUGGAGAAGGGGCCGGUGGACAGCGUGCUGAAGAAGGCCAAGUACACUCUGAAUGACACCGGACUGCUGGGGGACGAUGUGGAGUAUUGCACACUGACCCUGCAGGUGCUGGUGCAUGGUGAGGGCCCUGACGUGUGUGCUGUCAAGGUUCUGAACUGCGACACAAUCUCCCAAGUGAAGGAGAAGAUCAUCGACCAGGUCUAUAGGAACAUGCCUUACUCACAGAGGCCUAAAGUCGACAGAGUUGUUUUGGAGUGGCGCCCUGGCUCCACGGGGCAGAUCCUGUCUGACUUAGACCUGACAUCACAGAAGGAGGGCCGGUGGAAGCGCAUUAACACCCUCGCACACUAUAACGUCCGAGAUAACGCCACCCUGGUGCUGUCAAAGGUUCUGCACACUCAGCAGCCAGACGAGCUGCACCAAGACAGCCAGGAGGAGCGAAACGCUCUGCUGGAGGAUGACAACAAGGUGUGGCACCUGGUGCGCUCGGCUGAGGACGUGGACGAGAGCAAAUCCAAGAGGGGGAGUAUGAAGGACAAGGGCAGUGCCAAAGCCAUCACCGAAAUCUACCUGACCAGGCUGCUCUCCGUCAAGGGAACGCUCCAGCAGUUUGUGGAUGACUUCUUCCGCAGUGUACUGUGCUCAGGCACAGUCGUGCCUCCUGCUGUGAAAUACUUCUUCGACUUCCUGGACGAGCAGGCGGCGAAACACGACAAUGUGGACGAGGAGACCGUCCACAUCUGGAAAACAAACAGCUUGCCGCUGCGUUUCUGGGUGAAUAUCCUGAAGAACCCUCACUUCAUCUUCGACGUGCACGUUCAUGAGGUGGUGGACGCCUCGCUGUCCGUCAUCGCGCAGACCUUCAUGGACGCCUGCACCAAGAGCGAGCACAAGCUGAGCAGGGAUUCACCAAGUAACAAGUUGCUCUAUGCAAAGGAGAUCUCCACGUACAAGAAAAUGGUGGAUGACUACUAUAAAGGAAUCCGCCAGAUGGUGCAAGUAAGCGACCAGGACAUGAACACGCAUUUAGCCGAGGUUUCCAGGGCUCACACGGACCAGCUCAACACACAGGUAGCUCUGCAUCAGCUCUACCGGUAUGCCAGCAAGUACUAUGAUGAGAUCAUCAAUUCCUUGGAGGAGGACCCAGCGACUCAGAACAAGCAGCUCACCGUGAGGCUCCAGCAGAUAGCGGCUGCUUUGGACAAAGUGACGGACCUCUAACCUCUCCUGGGGGGGGGGGGGGGGGGGGGUUGUUUAACUGUGUCCAGACAUUAAUCAGGGUUUAUUUUAACACAAACCAAACUCUCUGGAUUUAGGAAAACUGGCCCUGUGGAUGGAGGUGAAAGGCUGUCGUUUUUAAACAGUCCAGCUGGUUGCUUUCCCCAUUGCUUUGCGGAUCCUUGCACUGUCUGCUAUGUCUCGGCUGGCUUUGCAAUGAACAGAAUCGUACGCUGAUUGCUGUUUAAUAACCUGGAGGACUUUGGCUGCCUGAUACAAAUAAGAAUAAUAAGCGUGUGUCUAAAUUGUUUUUAAAAAAGAGACCUGAUUAUACAGUAUGUUAUGGUAAAAAAAAAAAAAAAAAAAAAAAAAAACCAGCAACACAGUCUGGGCUCUGCAAAGUCUAACUGUUUUUUGUUAUGAGUUUGAUGUUAAAAGACUGAACUUUUACAAACAA
This is a messenger RNA of Polyodon spathula (Mississippi paddlefish), 6479 nucleotides long. RefSeq names its product plexin-B2-like. Gene Ontology annotation, cellular component: semaphorin receptor complex. The transcript has 37 exons. The record is from RefSeq and is a predicted model, not a curated record. Bases 425 to 6025 code for a protein of 1866 amino acids. Gene Ontology annotation, biological process: semaphorin-plexin signaling pathway involved in axon guidance; negative regulation of cell adhesion; positive regulation of axonogenesis. Gene Ontology annotation, molecular function: protein binding; semaphorin receptor activity. Lineage: Eukaryota; Metazoa; Chordata; Actinopteri; Acipenseriformes; Polyodontidae.